AUGGCAAGCGUGGAAGACAGAAUAAAAGUGCGGAUUCUGCGAGGGCUCUCCUCCCGUGUCGUGACAGAGCUGGACAUGGACAGACGGUCUUUCGUGUUUGAUGUGAUCAUGGCGAUCAAGAAAGAAACAGGAUUGCACUGGAGACGACAACGUCUUCUUCAUGACCAGCAACCCCUAGGCGAGGCUCAGCGACUGAGCGAGGUCAUCGACGGCCCGGAGGCUGAGGUGGCUCUUGUUCACAUCGACCACCAGAACUUGGAGCCCAUUUCCGAUCGGGACAAGCUACAGGUGAUGCUUAUGUCUGAUGGAGAAGCCCUCGCUUACGCCACCGAGGAGUUCAAGCGUGACCGAGACCUUGUCCUGGCGGCUGUGAGACAAACCGGGAAGGCACUGCGCCAUGUCCGUGGAGCUCUGCUAGCCGAUGAAGAGAUAGUGGAACUGGCCAUGGCAAGCCACCCUUUUGCAUUGGCCCGAGCCGCGAAGGCAGCACGAAAAAAUCCGAAGCUGGCCGCGAAGGCUCUUGAUGCAGAUCCGGACAUGAUUCGCUUCCUACACCCGGAACUUCUGGGCAACGAAGCCUUCCUGAUGCCGCACAUCGAGAAGAACGGGUUGCUGCUGGAACGUGUUCUCCGACAGACCAGCAAGAUUGCUUCGGCUGCCGUUGAACAGAACCCACUGGCCUUGGAAUUCUGCAAAGCACAUCACAUCACGGAGCCCAUGACGCUGACAGCCGUGGCCAAGAACGGUCUGGCGCUCCGCUUUGUGCCGGCGCAGUUUAAGGUCCGACAGGUGGUCCUGGUCGCCGUCGGUCAGAAUCCUCGUGCUGCGAAGUAUGUCGGGCUCAAGGCCUUGCUGCUCGAUGCUGUCCGAGAGAAUCCUCAUGCCCUGAGAUUCGCCAGGUCGGAGUUUCUUGCCGAUGCUGAUGUGGUCUCUAUGGCCUUUGAGAAAGACAAGACGAGCUUGAGGUAUGCCACCAAACCCGCCGUGCUUGAGCUGAUCUCUCGCUUUCCGCACGAGGAUCUCCUGCAGUUUGCUAAAGACAGCCUCCAAGAGGACGUGGACAUCUUGUCCGCUGUUCAGCCGCUUCACAAAGCCAAGAGAGAUCUUGGGGAUUGGGGCAGCGCAGAAGCAACAGUGCUGGGUCUUUUCACCUUCGGCGUCUUCGUGAAUGUGACACCCUCCUGGGGUGGCGGGGAUCCAGUAUUCGCACUGCUCCCCAAAUCAGAGUUUUCUGCAGAUUUCGGGUCUGACCCCGAGAAGGCGAUCCGGGGUGGGAAGAUAAAGGUCCGCAAGCUAGGGUUGAACGAUCGUGGCGAGACGGCGCCUUAUGCAUCAGCUUGUUUUCCCUCGGCAGUGAUUGUGGUCGGCGGCGGCCUUGCGGGCAUGUCCGCCGCCAACACCGUGGUGGAGCUUGGUGGCCGCACCAUUCUAUUGGACAAGUCCUCUUUCUGCGGAGGGAACAGCACCAAGGCCACCAGCGGCAUCAACGGUGCUGGGACCAAGACUCAGAAAGGAAAGUCCAUCCCGGACACUGCGGAGUGGAUUUUCAUCGCGGACACGCUGAAGGGCGGUGCGAAGAAGCCCGAGCUUGCCAAGGUGCUGUGCGCCAACAGCGCUGCGGAUGUUGACUGGCUCGUGGACAAGUUCGACCUCGAUCUCUCCCUCGUCGCGCGCCUGGGAGGGCACUCCCAGCCCCGCACGCACCGCGGCAAGGAGCGGUUCCCUGGAAUGACCAUCACUUAUGCAUUGAUUCAGAUGCUGGAGAAGGUUGCUGAGAAGACCAACCGAGCUCGCAUCGUGACGAAGGCGGAGGUGUACAAGCUUCUCGUCAAUGCCGGCACCGUGGUUGGCUGCGAGUACAAGAAAGCCGGCAAGACCGUCAAGGAGUUCGGCCCCAUGGUCCUCGCCUCCGGCGGUUUCGGCGCUGACUUCGGAGCCGAUUCCCUGUUGGCCACGUACCGGCCGGACUUGCUCCAUCUCCCCACCACCAACGGUGAGCACUGCACUGGUGAUGCCAUCAAGAUGGGAGAGGCCAUCGGUGCAGCCACCAUUGACCUCGAGUGGGUCCAGGUGCACCCCACCGGUCUGGUGAAACCGGACGAUCCCGAUGCCAAGGUGAAGUUCUUGGCCGCGGAGGCCCUUCGAGGUGUUGGUGGCAUUGUCUUGGAUGCCAACGGCGACCGCUUCUGCAACGAGCUGGGCCGACGUGACUAUGUCACAGGAGAGAUGUGGAAGAACAAGCCACCCUUCCGCCUGUGUUUGAACAAGGCUGCAGCCGAUGAGAUCAUCUGGCACGCCAAGCACUACACCGGCCGCGGUGUCAUGAAGUUCUACGCCUCGGGCGAGGACUUGGCAAAAGACAUGGGCGUCCCCCUGCAGAGGAUCGUGGAUGCCCACCAGAAGCACUUCGAGGCGGCAAAGAAGCAGGAGAAGGAUCCCGAUGGUGGCCCGUUCCCUGCGUACCCGUCCGGCAAGACCUGGGACGAGCCCAGCGGCAAGACGGGCAGCGGCAAGAAGUUCUUCCACAACAUCAUCGAUGGCUCCAAGGUGCCUACCGAGCCCUUCUACGUGGCGAUCAUUACUCCAGUGAUCCACUACUGCAUGGGUGGGCUCGAGUGCACCGUGGACGCCGAGUGCAUUGACAAGAAGUCGGGCAAAGUCAUUCCUGGACUUUAUGUCGCUGGUGAGGCGGCUGGUGGCAUCCACGGCAACAACCGCCUGGGUGGCAACUCUUUGCUGGACUGCGUUGUGUUUGGCCGAGUUGCCGGUAAGGCCGCCUGCAAGUUCACCUUCGGUGCUGGCGAAAAGUUCAAGCCUUGCCCCGAGCCGGGCGAGCUGAAGGAUUUGUGCAAGUGA
Molecule: messenger RNA, 2856 nt
Organism: Symbiodinium sp. CCMP2592
Lineage: Eukaryota; Dinophyceae; Suessiales; Symbiodiniaceae
Source: the annotation of a GenBank genome assembly